UGAAAAUCGGAAUCAUCACUCCCCAAACGGAGUAACGGAAAAGUGCAAAAUCGAAUGUGUCAAAAUUCCCCAUGGCGCGAACCGUCGGAAGCAAACCGGGUCUUCAUGCCCUCCUGACCCGAUUCGUUAUCUCACGACGGCCAUUGCAAACGCUAGCUUACGAAGAGCUCCGACCCUUCGCCGACCCACAACCCUACCGCACCACCGCUUUCGUCCUCCACGGCCUUCUGGGCUCCGCCAGAACCUGGCGAUCUUUCUCCCGCACCCUCCUCUCCAAUCUCCCCGACCCAUCUGGUUGGAGAAUGGUGCUUGUGGAUUUGAGGAACCAUGGGAGGUCGGCGGAGCUCGGCGGUCUGAAUCCGCCUCACGAUUUGGUCAAUUCGGCGCAAGAUUUGGCUAAUUUGAUCCGGACUCAAGGUUGGGACUGGCCGGAUGUUGUUCUCGGCCACUCCUUUGGCGGGAAGGUUGCUCUGCAAUUUGCACAAAGCUGUGCUCGUGGUGACUAUGGUGAUUCUGCCAAGUUGCCCAAGCAGCUGUGGGUGUUGGAUUCCGUUCCAGGAGAAGUGAACCCUGAAAACAGAAAUAGGGAAGUUGAGAAGGUUUUGCACACAUUGCGGAGUCUACCUUCACCAGUUCCAUCACGAAAGUGGCUCAUGAAUCAUUUGCUUGAGCUCGGGUUCUCAAAAUCAUUGUCACACUGGAUCGGCAGCAACCUCAAGAAACAUGGAGAUCAUUUGACAUGGGCGUUCAAUCUUGACGUUGCUAUCCAGAUGUUCAAUUCUUUCCAGGAAAAGUCUUAUUGGCCUCUGUUGGAGCACCCCCCGCAAGAUAUGGAGAUAGCUAUUGUGCGCGCUGAGGACAGUAAUCGUUGGGACCAAGAUGCGAUUCAACAACUCGAAAACCUUGCCACUCGCGGAGCAGAUGGAUCGGAGGGGAAUGUUUCAGCUCAUGUUCUUCCCAAGUCCGGCCAUUGGGUUCACGUCGACAAUCCAAAAGGUCUCCUUGAGAUUGUGGGUCCUAAGCUUGCAUCCCUUCGGCCUUAAACCGUAUCGGGUUUAAUUUAUCUGCCACAGAAGAUAUGUUGUGCAGAUAACAUUGGUAAUUCUUAGUGUUUCAAUUGUUCACUUGUAAUAAAUCAUUUGUGUCUUAUUUGGGGUUCUCUGUUCUCGUUUUUGGAUUUCAUCUGGAGCUACAUUAUAAAAUUGUAUCAGUUGUUGGUUGAAGAUGGCAAAUUGGCAAUGCUAUUGAUCUA
Molecule: messenger RNA, 1252 nt
Organism: Pyrus x bretschneideri (Chinese white pear)
Lineage: Eukaryota; Viridiplantae; Streptophyta; Magnoliopsida; Rosales; Rosaceae
Product: protein ABHD11
Exons: 5
Coding region: 72-1043 (323 amino acids)
Source: RefSeq, a predicted model, not a curated record